Spizellomyces punctatus DAOM BR117 is the source of this 3297-nucleotide messenger RNA. RefSeq lists its product as uncharacterized. The transcript is spliced from 16 exons. The coding region runs from base 1 to 3297 and encodes 1098 amino acids. Lineage: Eukaryota; Fungi; Chytridiomycota; Chytridiomycetes; Spizellomycetales; Spizellomycetaceae. The record is from RefSeq and is a predicted model, not a curated record. Gene Ontology annotation, molecular function: protein binding.
AUGAUUGCGAUCACGCAACCCAACUUUUACGAGAGAAACCUGCCUUUUAUUGUGUAUGGCAAACACAACUUCAAUGCUGAGGAAGAGGACGAGAUCAGCUUCAAUGCCUCCGAGCCUGUUGUUGUGCUGGAACGCGACGAGCUUUACAAUGACGGCUGGUGGCGGGGAAGGAACGUCCGUGGAUUGGUUGGCCUCUUUCCGAUGAACUUUGUUAUGGACGAACCAGCGGCGGGUCUCUCUUCGGCAAAUAUGAAUCACAUCCAUGUGAGCCAAUACGAAAUGUCGUACGACGAACCUGCGAGAGCUCCCUCGACUCCUCUUCCCCCUGUUCCCAAUGAAGAUGGUCAAUUUGGAAAAGGCGCAUACGUCAACACGGACACAAAUCAAAUUGUCGAAGAGCCAUCGGUCACCGAAGGGUCACACCCCAUCACAUGGAAUGUGGAGCAGGUUGGACAGUGGCUCGACGAAUCUGGCUUUCCCUUUGCGGUGUCAAUCUUUACAGAGAAACAAGUGAAUGGCGAAACGCUCUUGGAACUCAACUUGUCAAGUCUUCGACAGCUGGGUCUCGAAUCAUUGGGCGACCGUAUCAACAUUCUUCACUCCAUUCUGGCACUGAAGGAGGAUUUUGCAAAUACCUCAACGGAACUGCCAAUUCGUGCAGCACAGUCCUUACCGGAUGCGCCGGAGGACAAAAGAUCGCAGGAAUCACUGUCUGUCCGCACCAGCAUCACUAAAAAGUCCCCAUCCAACGUACCGUCCCAGGAUUCGGGAUUUGCCGAGGAAGAUGAAGUUGGUAACAUUGAACAAAAGUGGUCGUACCGAGUCCAUAAUCCGGACGACGAGCAGGAAAGGGAGGAGCGGCUGCGGAGGACAGUAUCAUAUUUCACUCUAAGCGACUAUUUAUAUGAUACUGGUGACUCCCCAGAGUCACCCGAAGAGUCACCUGUUGGUACUACAGACAUUCCUCUUUCCCCAAAUCCGUUGUCACAGGAAGAAGCUGAAUCAUCCGACUCGGACGAGGAGGUUCAUGAAAAUACCCCAGCGAGCAGGUCUGUCGGUGGAAUCGUUGGCCAACCUGCCGAGCCUGAAAGCAAAACUUCACUGGAGGAUAUAAGGUCACCCACGUCACCAACUUCACCGACUUCACCGACUUCACCGUCUUCGCCGACUUCUCCCUCGACUUCUCCAAAGGAACACGAACCCAACUUCUUACAUUUCCUUGCCAAGUCACGAUCGGAUUUCCGUGGCUUAGCACGAAAUUUGACACGAGGCCAUCGUAGAUCCAAACAUAGCAAAACACAGUCUGUUGAUCUGGAUCGCCAGUUUCCAAAUCCAGAUCAUGCUGGGUGGCUUCAUGUUCGAGUUGGUCAUGCGAAGGGCUGGAAGAAGCGAUGGUGUGUUUUGAAUGCUGGAAUCUUGCACAUCUUGAAGGGUCAGAGUAACCCUCAUGUCGUGGCAGAUAUUCCUAUUGGUGAUAACUAUACGAUUCUACCAGACGCUAAUUCUGCACAUGCUCGGUUUGCCUUUAUGGCAAUGCAUCGUGAUGCCCCUACUAUUCACUUUUCCGCGGAUACACAACUAGCAAUGGUCAGCUGGAUUAAUGUUAUGGUUCGAGCUGGACAACACAAAGGGCGUGCAGGACCGGUUCCGCUCAUCCCAAUCAAGAACAACGACCGCUUAUCGCGGAUUCCGAUCAGUGGAUCGUUUGAACGCUUGUCACUCCACUCUCACCCGUCUCUCUCGUCCCUAUCGAAUGUCGCAAAAAAUCCAAAGUUCUUUUCGGAGCGUCGCGGAACAGCAGGCGCCAAUAGAUUGUCCGUGGCCUCAUCUACUGGUGCUGGGUCAUCAGACUCUGGAGAUCGACCUGUGGGUGCGGGGCCAGGUAUGUUUGGGUCAGCUGAACCGGGCCGGACUGCCGCAAGCUGGUCAGUCCCACAUAGUGGAAAGGGAGCGGUCGAGAAACAAGGUUUGGGUUUUGGAAGAGGAAGGGACAUUGUUAUUAUUGCGGCAACGUGUCCAACAUGCCUGGGUGACAAUCGGCUGACCCUUCCACAGUUUGGGUACUUUACGCCAGUUGCCAUUUGCACGUACUGCUAUCCCUUCAUACAAAUGACCCGCAUGUCCCGUGAACAGCUAGGAUCUCUUCCAACAAAGCAACUCCAAAGCUACAUAAAAGCAUACAACCUUAAUGCCGCAAACCUGAUUGAAAAGUCUGAACUUAUAAGGUUGAUUUCCGGGACUGAGUUGGGCGAGACGGAAGAGCGCGCUUUUCGAAGUACCGCGCCGAGCUCCCCAAUAGCUGACCAGGGUUCAUCUGGGGAAGGUCGGAGGAGAGAAGGGAGCGCUCCGUCCAGAUUGGAGAGAGAACGGCCGGAGGGAGACUGGAAUCGUAAUCGGGCACAGGCCCGAGAGCAGCAACGGAGAGAACGUGAGCGGGAACGAGCAGAGAGAGACUGGGUGCAGCGUGAGCGAGCACGGGCAAGAGAGCAGGAACAGAGAGAACGUGAGCGGGAACGAAGAAUGCGCGAACAUGAACGAGAAGCGAGGGAACGCGAGCGGGAAAGGCGGGAGUGGGCUAGGGAAAGCGAACGAUGGAGGGAGGACAAUGGUUCCAGGUAUCCGGGUCAGAACGCAGUUGAAGCUGUUGAAAACAUGUUUGAGGGUAUGUUUGGAGGUGGGCGCAACAGCGGACGGCCCAAUGGUGGAGGGUGGAAUUCCGCAGAGCCAUUCGGACCUGGAUUCCCUUUUGUGCCACCAGGCACUAUACCGCACUUUCCUGGAUCGGAAUUCAUACCGCCUUUCGUUUCUCCAACCCCCCACGCCCCACCGCCACAACAUCCCUUCAAUGCACCCCAGCAUCCACAGCAGAAUCCCGCACAACGCCCCACACCACCACCUCAGCCUUCCGGCUCCCAAACCACGCCGCCAGCAGAAGUACCUAGUCUAAAAGCCCUACUUCAAACCAACACUGACCCAUCCGGUCUUUCGGCCAAAACCCUGAAGCAGAUUCUAAAGAAUAAUAAAGUUGAGUUUGGGAACGUCCUGGAAAAGAGUGAACUGGUGACCAGGGUCAAACGUCUGUUGGACAGCGAAAAGGCCGAGAUGGAGAAGAAUGGUGGAGAUGAUGAAGAUGGGUUGUGUAAGAUAUGCUGUGAUGCACCCAUAAACUGCGUAUUCUUGGAAUGUGGGCAUCUUGUUACAUGUAUGGAAUGUGGAAAGGCACUCGAAAGGACUUCGCGUGAGUGUCCUAUAUGCCGAGAACGUAUUUCAAGGAUAGUGAGAACAUUCAAUGCAUGA